Didymodactylos carnosus is the source of this 399-nucleotide messenger RNA. NCBI's taxonomy places the organism in Eukaryota, Metazoa, Rotifera, Eurotatoria, Philodinida, Philodinidae. The record is from the annotation of a GenBank genome assembly.
AUGAUUACCACAUUUUUACAUCAAUUUCGAUCAAUUCAUUUUCUAUCAUUUUAUUUUUUAAUAAUGCUUGUGCUAUUCUAUUUUAUUCAAACAUCGACAGGUAUCAAUCCGUAUCAUUAUCAACAACAGCAACAACAGUAUAAUUCAUUAUUUAAUAAUAAGCACGAUAAUGAUGAGAUAAUUAAUCGUUUAAAGGGCAAUAUUCAACUAUAUUUACAUCAACAAGAGUCUGAUUCUAAUGAUGGCAACAAUAAUGAUUUAAACGAACAACAAGAAGAUUAUGAUGAUUAUAAUAAACAAAAUAAAUUAGCCAAUAUUCAUAUUAAUCCAUCAUGGUUAUUAAGACAAACAAGAAAUCGAAUUUAUGGCAAACCAUUGUGGAUAUCACGUACAGGUUAA